Molecule: messenger RNA, 871 nt
Organism: Telopea speciosissima
Lineage: Eukaryota; Viridiplantae; Streptophyta; Magnoliopsida; Proteales; Proteaceae
Product: VQ motif-containing protein 20
Exons: 1
Coding region: 7-759 (250 amino acids)
Cellular component (GO): nucleus
Source: RefSeq, a predicted model, not a curated record
AAUACAAUGAGCCCAGGACCAUUCCGUGAUGAUCAUCAACAAUCAAGGAAAGAAAUCACAGGUCCACGCCCAUCUCCUCUCAAGAUCAACAAAGAUUCUCAUCCAAUUCACAAAUCAUCUUCUUCAUCAAUGUCUUCAGCUCCUCCUCCUUCCUUCAAUGGUAUCGCCACCGCAACCAUGAAGCAGCAACAGCAUCAACAACCCAAUCAACAACAACAACAACAACAACAACAACGCCAUCAUCCAGUUAUCAUCUACACCCAUUCUCCCAAAAUCAUCCAUACACAUGCUCGUGAUUUCAUGGCUUUGGUUCAGAAACUCACCGGUCUUUCUCGCUCUGACGAUGACCGCGCCGCCGCCGCGGUACAACCUCAAUCACAAGAAGAGAAUGGAGAAUCUUCUUCAUCAGAAGUUGGUUAUAAUAAUAAUAACAAUAACAAGAAGAAGCCUUCUGUUGCUACUGCUGUUGUUCACGAAGACAAUGAAUCAUCUUCAGUUGUGACAGAUGAGAAUUAUGGAGGAGGAGGUGGAGGAGGAGAAAUUCAGGUGACCUCAUCUUCCGUUUCACCAUUGGUUUUCGAGCCACCGCCGAAUCCUUUCUUCUCGGAUAUACCACUAUUUACACCGAAUUCGGCAGAUUUCUUUUGCUCGCCGCGGCGAUUUUAUAGAUAUCCUGAUUCAGUAUUCACGCCUUCCAACAUGGGGAGUUCGAUUUCACCAUCAUUCCUCGAAGUUAUGAAAGGAUUCCCAGGAUAUUAAUCAGGUUCAUCAGAAGAUUUUAUUCUAGCUAGUGAUCAGAGUUUCCGAAUACAUGGAUAAUUUUCACACUUGUUGUUCAUAAAUGGAUCAAACUUUUUUUUUUUAAUUUUCU